AUGGGGGGACCAAUGUGUGCAAUCCUUCAUCUCGACGUGGUGCCCGUCCCACCCCUCUACCUCCCUGCUCCAGCAGAGAUGGAAGGAAUGGGAGAAAGGCUGGGGAUUUCAGGGGCUUACAUCAGCAUCCAGAGAGGAGGCAGUUCAGCUAAUGGGGAGGCAGCCAGGAGGGCUACAGUAGUGAAACACCAGUGUCCCAGCUGGAAGGCUGGACCGGUGGGGCUGGGCCAGGGUGAGGAGUUUGGGAUUCCAGAGCAGCUAACUUACAGCCAAGAGGUGGCUAAACUUGGCAGGUGGGCUCUGGCUUCAGAUUAUCCCAGAGGCAGAGAGUGUAAUGAUGAAAACGAACUGGAGGAUGUAGGGAGCCAAGAAAACUCCAACUCUUCUCUUUAUGGGUCCUUUCAGCAAGACCAUCAGCUGGACAUGGCUGAGGAUGGACUCCGCAGAGCCAGCAGGGAUUUCCUAGAACUGCAGAGAACUGAGUACCCUGGUAAAGGCUGCCCACAAAGCGUGUAUAAGCGUCAGUUCAGUUCUGACUAUAGCAUCAGCCCCACAAGUCUAGGAGAGGCUCAGGGUGCAUCCGAAGGGUCACAUUAUGGGCAAGAGGAAGACAGGCUCUCAGGCCACUUUGACAUCAGCCUGUACCCCACCAGUGCCCCCACUGGGCAUAACCUGAGAGCAGGUUCUGUGGGAUCAGCAGACAGCAUGCCCAAGAGGAUUGGUCAGUUUGGCGACAGCUCGGAGUAUCCCACCAGUGCUCCUGCCAACCUGAAAUCAGGUUCUGUGGGAUCGGCAGACAGCGUGCCCGAGAGCAUCGAUCUGUUUGGCGACAGCUUGGGGUACCCCUUUGAGUCAGAGACAGCUUCAUCUUUGGAUGAUGUCCACCUGAGGAGUCCCCGAGUUGAGUCCCCCCAGGACCACUUCCUAAGCCCUCUGUCCUCCGAGGGACAGCAGCAUCCUUCAAGUGCCGAUGACAAGAUGAACUCUCAUUCUUCUCAUGAAGAGAGCUCCGGUAGCCUUAUGGGAGCUGUCACCCAGACAGGGCUUAUAUCCCCUCAGGACUUCUCAAACUCUAACGCCCAGAUCCCCCACAGCCCCGGCUAUAAGUUUGGGAGGGAGGGGCCCAUUUCUUCCCCUUUUCGAUAUAGGGGAACCCAGCCCUUGGACCAAAUUCAAAAACCCAAGAAGUCAAUGCUUCAUUCCCAAUUCAGUGAUUCAUUCUGCAACUUCAGUCCCCCGAAAAAUAGCACCCCAAAAGGGCUGAACCAGUCCAGGACUCCCAAUUCAGGGGCCGUGCCUGCCCACUCCUCAUCUGAAAUCUCCAAGUAUGGCAGGGGGCAGCUGAACUACCCAUUGCCUGAUUUCUCUAAGGUGGAGGCCAAAGUACGAUUCCCUAAAGAUGAGGAGAGCUACCGCCCUCCCAAGGGAAGGGGCCGCUCCAGGCAGCUCCAAGGAUCUACCAGACCUCUGGUCUUCAAGUCCCCUGCUGAGAUUGUCCGGGAGGUGCUGCUCAGCAGUGGGGAUGGAUCCUCUCAGAAGACCUCUUUUCCUUCCUAUCCCGUGGCCAAGGUGCCCCAGGAAUUCAGGACACCUCAGCAGGCUACAGAGCUGGUGCAGCAGCUGCAGGAGGACUACCACAAACUGCUCACCAAAUACGCAGAGGCCGAGAACACCAUCGACCAGCUGCGGCUUGGAGCCAAGGUGAACUUGUACUCGGAUCCGCCCAAGCCCAGCCGUGGCAUUCAGAUGGGGACCAUGCCCCUUGGGACCAAGGUCAUGUCCUUCACCAUUCCCCAGGCGAGGGUGGCAGAAUGGCAGUCAACCCCCAGCGCUGGCUCACGGACUUUGUUGGACCCACAACUAUUAGCAACUCGAGGUGAUCUGAUUCCACCCACAGCUGCCUCAUACCCUGAGGGCCUACUGACAGAUGGCCGUGGUACCUCCACUCUGAGGCCAUCCCUGGGAGAUCGUCUGACCCAGACACUGACCAAUGAGGUGGUCAAGUUCCUAGCACAGGUGGAAUCUUUUGAAGGACUAGUCCAAGAAGGAAGGUUGGUACCUCAGGAUCAGCUCCAGGGCUUCUGGAGGCUGAAGGAGGAGCAGGAUGCUUUGGAGAGAGCUUUUCUCUGGGCACGAGGAGAGCAUAGACGUGCGCAACAGCUCCAGGCAUCCGAGAUACCUCCUGGUGAAUUUGAUCCUAACAGGGAAGUGGAAGGAGAGAUAUUUCGGCUGGGAAUGCGCCUGGAAGAGCUCAUGGAUGAGAUAGACGACUUAGGACCUAACCAGCAAUCUCCGAGGACCCUUCCACAGGAAAAAUCCCGUGCCAGCUCUGUAGCUUCACCCAUAUCAGAUGUGCCAACUCUAUCCCCUGCUCUAUCAGCUCAAGCCCCCAUGCCAACAGCCCGUACCCCCUACCCUGAGAUCUCAGCUAUCCAGAAUGACCACACUUUUCUGUGUAGAACAGAUGCCGAAGUGAGCUCAGCCAGUGGUGAGUCAGAAGAUGAGAGCCCAGGACUCCAAGAGCCACUUCAGUACAAGCAAGACCAGAUGGAGAAAGAUUUCCAUAGCCUUAUGGCCCAAUACCAGAGUAUCAAGUCAUUCCCUGAUGGUGCAAAGUUGGAAGAGGACCAGGAAGAAAAGGAUUGCACCCAGGAAGUUGAUGGGCCAAUUUCUGGGAAUCCCAAAGCAUUUGAACUCGGAUCAAGGACAGAACAAGAGGAAGAGAUGCAGCUGAACCCUCUCAAGGAAAUGAAUAUGGAGCAGAGGAAAUCGAUCCAGCCCCCGGAGCUCCAGUCAUCACCGGGGAAUGGUGGGCCACAGCUGGGUGGGCUUCCUCAGAGUCUGAUUGCUCAGACCCACCCACCUGCUGCUCCCAAACUCACCCCGCCAGUCUCAGAACAAAAGCAGCCACCCUAUCACCAGAGCAGCAUCACCAGUUUGACUGGCAGUGGUGUUUCAGGCUCUUUGGCCCUUCAGAAGCCUUUCCAUUCAGCCAGUGGUACCCCUCAGCUGACGAGAAACUUUGAUGCGGGCCAGUACAAGGAGCACCGGAUAGUGUCCCCAGGAACUGACAGUGGCUUUAUGGGAUCUGAAACCAGCAGGGUAUCUCCAAUAACCCAGACUCCAGAGCACCGACUUUCCCAUGCCAGUGUGUCUUUUGGUACCAGUGACCUGAGGAGAUUACCCCAGUCAUCUACAGCAUGUCUACCCCAAGCUCCACCUUCUCACCGUCCAGGAAGGGGGGACCAGCUUGUCAUUGGAGUAUCCUCUGGGCUUAGUACAUCAGGGACCCAUGCCCAAAGGUCUGACCCCAUGUCAGUGACUCCCCCAAAGAAGUGGACAAAAAGCUUCCGCCACAAAGUGGGACCAGGCACAAAGAUGGCUGACUUGGAUGGUGAGGCCCAUGAUGGGGUCCGUGAAGGGAAUUCCCACAGCAGAGAUGAUGACCGGUCUCCUGCUCCCACCCCUUCUGAUGAAGCACAUCAGGACCCAGCACAAGACCCACUCAACAAUCUCAUCUCCCGGGAAAUGAGAGACCAAGCCAUCCGAGCCCUACAACAAGAAGUGACCCGGCUCCGAGAGAAGAUAGAGGCCAGCUUAAACAACCCAUCUCAGGACAGCUCAAGUCAUAGCUUACAGCAAGCUACCAGGUCCCGGAGCAAGUUUGCAAAGGACUCCUUGAUUUCUGGGGAAUCUUCCCACACUAGCAAAUAUGUAGAGAGAUGCCAGGGUGAUCGCGGAGAUACGGCCCAAAAUAAUAGGACAGUAAGAUUGCGGAUGAGAUCCUCCUCUGUGCCUCGGGAAGGGCCCCAACCAAUCCAAAGUUCUGAAUCAGAACAGUCUGGAUCCAGGAUCCAGGCUGAGGAGAGCAGAGCUGGAGAGCAGAGCAGAAGAGAAGGCUCCAGAGGGAAGCAAAAAGGCACAAUCUGUUUCUUGGGCCACUACACAGGUCACGAAUAUUCUGUCACAUCCUCCCAGCACAACCAGACAGACAACAAUUCUCUCUCUUGCUCCUGCUGUCACUCAGUGAGGAAGAAAAUUUCUGAUAAUGCUCCCUGCAAAGAUUCAGAGAAAACAUUUCCCCGUGACAGCCUCAAGAAGACCCAGUGUCCAAUGUGUCAUAGACCCAGGAGUCCCACAGAGAGAGGCAAGGAGCCCUCUGGGAUAGACAAGAGCACACAAAAGGGAACAUCUCUAAGUUCUGGCCCGAUGAUUCGCAAGCCUGAGCAGCGACAGCAGCAAUCAGCUCCUCCAUCGCUUUCUCAGCCCCCCGCAGUGUGGUACCUCGCAUCUCCGCUCCAGGCUCCGGCGGGGGCGGCCGUCGCUUAUGUCCCGUCGGUUCCGGUGGUGCCUUAUUCACCCUCCAGACUGUACUAUUCUCCAGCAGCACCUACCUCAGCCUCCCCCCCUCCACAUUACCCCAGUGGUAAAAAGCCAGCCGAGGUGAGACCCUUGACUCAGAACCGAGGAACUCCGACUCCAACCGCAGGUCACCGUGGCUCCUCGGAGUUGGAUCUCAUUGACUUGAAUCACCUCAGCCAGUCCCUGAGCCAAGCCGUGGAAGCAGCCAGAAAUGUGGAGCUCACCACCAAGCAGAUGACCCGGUCUCUGUCCGCUGACCUGCACAGAGCCCGGGGUCUGAGGGGAUCCUGCCUCUUUUGACAGGAACUGACCUAACCGAGGAGGGGGUAAGAGGGCAGGGCAUCUGACCUGUUUCAUCUAGCAUGGUAAACUUCUUGGAAGAGCAAACACAUGUUCUGGAAAUAAUAGGGGAAAAUCCCUCAGUUGGAAGCUAAAUUGGCAGCAGAUGGCUGGCUUAUUUUUUUUUAACUUUUGGGGGUGGGGGUCUUUUAAUGAGAGAACAGUAUUUUUCCAAAUAAAACAGAGAAUUCUGGGGCUUUCUGUCAGAAGUCAGUCACCAGCAGUGAUGCUGAGAAUGAACUCUGUACACAAGGAACUCUGGGAAUAGCCUUUCCUUCCAAACUUGUACUUUCCUGCCUCCAGCUAAUGAUGCCUUUUUUUUAAAGGCCAAGCUGCCUUGUCUCUGGUCUCCACGAGGAGUCUGUAUGAGUCCUUCAAGAGUCAAGGAGAAGAGGGGGCUUGCAAGGGGCGGAUGUGUAUGGAGAAAGGAAGUGUUUGGGAGGAUGUAGCCAUUGCCAACUCCUGCAGAGACAAAAGCUGUUUAAGGAAAAAAGGGCGCUUUGCUGGCAGCUUCUGCACUAUUUUUGGAGUCUGGUUGGGCAGAGGCCUCGGGAUUUUCAAGGCAGCAGACACUCAACCUUCAGUUUUUGCCAGAAAGAAGAGCUUCCCCAUCAGUCUAUUUGGAGCCAGUGUUUCAGAAGUCUUUUUUUUUCCUUCUGCAAGGAUUCCUCCUGGUACCUCCUCCUAUACCUUCCCCCUUCCUAUGGAUUUAUUUGGCAUUUAUCUGAUUGGAACUGAGCCAGUUCCUAAGGGUUUUUGGGUACAGACUGUUGCACUGAGGGAUCCCAUAGUCCCCUGCAUUAAUGCUUACCUCAGCAUUCCUAGAAUGCAUAGCAUAGAUGGCAUUUGUAUAUUUGAAGUAUUUUUAAACCUAAUUUUAAUUCCAAAGGUUAAUGAAGAAAAAUGAAUGCUGAUUUUUUUUAAAGAAAAAACAAAACAAAUAAAAAUGUGUCUGGUGUGUUUUGUCAUCUUGAUUUCCUAAGUUAUGAUUGCACUGAAAAUAGAGGCAAAGCAAGGGA
Gracilinanus agilis (Agile Gracile Mouse Opossum) is the source of this 5720-nucleotide messenger RNA. RefSeq names its product AT-hook transcription factor (gene AKNA). Gene Ontology annotation, cellular component: centrosome. NCBI's taxonomy places the organism in Eukaryota, Metazoa, Chordata, Mammalia, Didelphimorphia, Didelphidae. The coding region runs from base 1 to 4662 and encodes 1553 amino acids. Gene Ontology annotation, biological process: neuroblast delamination; epithelial to mesenchymal transition; neuroblast division in subventricular zone. The transcript has 21 exons. The record is from RefSeq and is a predicted model, not a curated record.